Molecule: messenger RNA, 4552 nt
Organism: Hemibagrus wyckioides
Lineage: Eukaryota; Metazoa; Chordata; Actinopteri; Siluriformes; Bagridae
Gene: nck2b
Product: NCK adaptor protein 2b
Exons: 4
Coding region: 227-1342 (371 amino acids)
Biological process (GO): negative regulation of PERK-mediated unfolded protein response; positive regulation of endoplasmic reticulum stress-induced intrinsic apoptotic signaling pathway; positive regulation of translation in response to endoplasmic reticulum stress
Molecular function (GO): protein binding
Source: RefSeq, a predicted model, not a curated record
CGUCACGCCGCAGCCCUUGGCGAAGGAGCAGCAGCAGCAGCAGCAGAAGCAGAGGAGGUUAGAGGACGAAACGAAACCCGGGGAGGCCUGCCGAACACAAGCACCACGCAUUCUCACAAUAAAACUUUCGCAUGUUGAGGAUCCGCAGCAGAGCACGAAGUUCACCGCUGCUGUAUUCGCUGUCCGAUCCGCUCGAAAGCGAGCCGCAAGCGUGACUCCAUGAAAGAUGUCAGAGGAGGUGAUUGUGAUUGCCAAGUGGGACUACUCGGCACAGCAGGAACAGGAACUUGACAUCCGGAAGAAUGAGCGCCUCUGGCUGCUAGACGACUCGAAAACGUGGUGGCGCGUCCGCAACGCUGCCAACCGCACAGGCUACGUGCCAUCCAACUAUGUGGAGAGAAAAAACAGCCUGAAGAAGGGCUCGCUGGUGAAGAACCUCAAGGACACUCUGGGUCUGGGUAAGACUAAGCGGAAGCCGAGCACGGAGGCCGAGUGCCCAUCAAACGGUGUCGGCGCAGGAGCAGAGCGCAUCUAUGAGCUGCACACUGCGGCAGUGGCAAAGUUUGCGUACACGGCAGAGCGUGAUGAUGAACUGAGCCUGGCGAAGGGCGCACGUCUGCUGGUGUUAGAGAAAUGCAGUGAUGGCUGGUGGCGCGGACGCUGCAGCGAUGGCCGAGCCGGCUGGUUCCCCUCCAACUACGUCCAGGAGGAAGAUGAAGACGAGGAAGAGGAUGAGGAAGAUGCGGGUACAGGUGACAGGCAGUGCUCACGAGUAUUGCACAAGGUGCAGACGCUUUACCCCUUCAGCUCAGCCACAGAGGAAGAGCUGAAUUUUGAAAAAGGAGAAAUCAUGGAGGUGUUGGAGAAGCCCGAGAAUGACCCAGAGUGGUGGAGGUGUAAAAACAGUCAAGGCCAAGUGGGUCUCGUGCCCAAAAACUAUGUGACUGUUCUGAAAGAUGGGUUGGCACAAGGAGGAGGGGCCAGCAGUUUCACGGCCCAUUCUUUGCAGCAUCCAGGCCCCGCCUGCACGGGCAGAUUCGCAGGGAAGGAGUGGUACUACGGCGGCGUGACGCGGCACCAGGCUGAAUGCACACUAAACGAGAGGGGAGCCGAGGGAGACUUCCUUGUGCGGGACAGCGAGUCCUCUCCGAGCGAUUACUCCAUUUCCUUGAAGGCGUCGGGCAAGAACAAGCACUUCAAGGUACAGUGCAGCGAGGGCGUGUACUGCAUCGGGCAGCGGCGUUUCAACACUAUGGACGAGCUCGUGGAGCACUACAAGAAAGCCCCCAUUUUUACCAGUGAGCACGGAGACAAGCUCUACCUUGUCAAACCCCUGCAGUGACCUUCCAGCCAAAAAUGAGCCUUGAGAACCUAAAUAGACCUCACUCUGAGCCAAGCCUCCUUACUGUUCUCCUUGGUGGUCAGUUCUCGCCAGCAAGUGGGCAACAGCGUGCCAACGCAAGCAGCCGGGCAGUGACAUCAUCCCUUCUCUUUGAAUCGUUGUCAUUUCCUGUUUACUACUUCAUAUAUUCUGUCAUUGUUAUGCAAAUGCCUGGUAAGAAAUCAAGUAUCGAGAGAUAAUAAGUGGUACACACUUUUGUUUCGGAAGUUUCGAUUCAGAUUUUACACAGCAAACAGACUUAAGUUCACAAGAAGUAGCCUUUUUUUAAAUAAUAUUAUUUGACGGUACAAUAGGGAAUUUUACAUGACAGUGUGUGUAAGAGGAGCUACAGUACAGGACUAUCUAUACGCGUUGUCAAAAAGAGCCGAUUUAUGACACACAGGUACUGACUGCCCCCUGCUGGACACACUCUCUCACACGCACGCGCACACAUACACACACACACAGACAGAGCUGCAUGGACUCACAAGGGAGGUCUGUUUAUGAGAUGAGAUGAAUGUCAAACACUCAACCAAAUGUGCCACACACUCAUUAAGUGUAACACACUCCACAUUAUUCCAACCCCAAAAUGAGGCGUACUAUAUCCUUAUGGGUAUCUCGUAUAAGUACAAGAGAGCUUAUUCUGUACACCCUGUUUAAUUUCCCAGCUUUUUAAAGUAUUUGUCUGAAUGUAAGAGCAUUUUUAUUUAAAUCUGUGUCUAUUUAAACUUAGGUGCAUAUAGGAGGAAUUUACUAAGCACUGUACCAAUGACCGUUAUAUUGGAAAUACAUUUUGUUUAAUUAAACGUUUUGCAAAAUAAUGUUAAAAAUGUCUCAGCCUUUUGUUAUUGAUUGGGUAACAUUUGGAGAACGAGAGUAAAAAAUGACCAUCUUUCAACAUGUUUAGUCAGUUCAGUCCAGAAAGUUUCGCAUAACCUUCACUAUAGACCAGGGGUCAGUUCAAAUUUAGUUUACAUUUAAAAGUAUUUGUCUUGAAUUUGAGAAUAAAAAUACUUCACUUUCCAUUCAUUUUUUUUAAAACAAUGUGUUAUUGUCAUUGAGAUAUUUUUAUUAAACAGGUCAGUUUACACAUCAGUCCAGCGAGAUCUAUGAACAUUCGUGUGUCCAUCUCGAUCAGCUCCCUAGUUCAGUAGGUUGCGAAAUGAUUCAAGUGCUGAAAUGUUCGCUUGCUAAAUAUCCCACAAUGCAUCACAUCGAUGCUACCAUAAUGCCACUGCAAUAUAUUCCCCUACUGGAAAUAACGUCAUAUUUUCUGAUGCCUCUCGGCUUGAAAAAAGAAUGGAGGAGGAGUUCUCGGUCAAGUUCAUCUACAAAUGUCAGUAGCUUCUUAGCGAUGAUGUAGCUCUUACUUAGGUUUGUGAUUUUUAACUUCUAUAUAAAGACUACUUUGUUUAAGUCUAACAACUUUUAAAUGUUUACUUAAAACAAUCCACUAGCUAGAAAUGUUGCAAGGAUAUGUAACAGAACAAUUAAAAUAUUUUUUAUAAUAGAUAUCAGAAAAGAUACCUGCUCUGCUGCUUGUUGUUGAAGCCCGUGGUAUUGAUGUACUUAAUCAUGCCCUAGAAAUAGUGUGACCCCAGUGUGUAGUGAGCUAGGGUCUUCACCAGUGCCUGAACUCUUUUACAUAACAUACAGUCUUCACAAACUAGGAAGCUGAUUGAGACGCACCCUGUGAAUACUGUCCAUUGUCUCUGGUUAUUGAGCUGCUGAUGUACAUACACCAUAAGGCUGGAAUUAUGUGGAGACCUGACCAGUCAUCCCUCAUGUGCUUACUAAAUAUUUCAUUCCAGAUUUGAUCCCUUCUGGGAAGCCUUUUAACUAGAUUUUGGAGUGUGGAUUUCUGCUCCUUUAACCAAAAUAUCAUUAGUGAGGUUGGGUGCUGAGGUUGAGCACGUAUGUUGGAUGAGAAAUCCUUCUGAACAACUGUGUGCUUCCAACUUUGUGGAAACAAAAAUAUGGUGUCCACAUACUUUUAGCCAUAUAAUGUAAAAGCAUAUACAAUGAUCAGGCAUAACAUUAUAACCACCUGCCUAAUAUUGUAUUGGUCCCCCUUUUGCUGCCAAAACAGCCCUGACCCAUCAUGCACUGUGUAUUCUGACACCUUUCUAUCAGAACCAGCAUUAACUUCUUCAGCAGUUUCAGCAACAGUAGCUCGUCUGUUGGAUCGGAUCACACGGGCCAGCCUUCACUCCCCACGUGCAUCAGUGAGCCUUGGCCACCCAUGGCCCUGUCUCCGGUUCCCCACUGUUCCUUCCUUGGACCACUUUUAAUAGAUACUGACCACUGCAGACCGGGAACACCCCACAAGAGCUGCAGUUUUGGAGAUGCUCUGAUCCAGUCGUCUAGCCAUCACAAUUUGGUCCUUAUCAAACUCGCUCAAAUCCUUAUGCUUGCCCAUUUUUCCUGCUUCUAACACAUCAACUUUGAGGACAAAAUGUUCACUUGCUGCCUGUUAUAUCCCCCCCCCACUAACAGGUGCCAUGAUGAGGAGAUAAUCAGUUUUAUUCACUUCACCUCUCAGUGGUCAUAAUGUUAUGGCUGAUCGGUAUAAUUGGCAACAAUCUGCAAUAGAAGAUAUGCUAGAGAAGCUGCUCUGGCUCAUGUUUGGAGAUUACAGUUGCUGACCUACAGCUAGUUUAUCAUUUAUUACACAGUAUUUAUACUAUAUACAUACACGAUUUGAUCCACUGGUAUACUUUGCUUCAUUCUACCUGCUGACUAGUGCAUUGUUUUAUUAUUGUUGUUUUUUAAAGCUUCAUGUACAGGAUUUGUCUGUCACUCUGACCCAGUUGUCUUACUGUACUGACACAGAUCUUAUCAUGCUGUAAUCCACAGUUUACUGUCUGAUCCAGGGAUUUUGUAUUGGGAGACCCAAAUCAUAAUGAUUUCACUAUGAAGGAUUAGGAUUAAGAGAUUAAGAUUGAAAUCAGCGUGUCCUGGUGUUAGACAGACACACAGGAUGUCAUUGCUAUUUUUAGUUGCCUUAAUGUAAGGAACAGUUGAAUAGCAAUUAAUAACUUUCUGUGUACAAGAUCUUAUCUAACAGGAGCAUAAAGAUUCAUUUUGCUAAUUCAGUAUCACUGUUCUGAAUCAGGGCUUCUGUUGGGUAAGUAUAGAGUGUAGUAAUGUAUAUGUGACAAAUAAAGGCUC